AUGCCUCGAAAAGCAGCACCUGCCUAUGUGAUAGGCGUUGGCAUGACCAAGUUCAUCAAGCCACGAGGAAAGGUCGACUAUACAGAGCUGGGCUUCGAAGCUGGUGUAAAGGCUAUGCUUGACGCGAAGAUCAACUAUGACGAAGUUGACCAAGGCGUUGCGUGCUACUGCUAUGGCGACUCUACCUGCGGUCAAGCAGUUUUCUACCAAUUUGGCAUGACCCAGAUUCCUCUCUACAACGUGAACAACAACUGCAGUACUGGCUCGACUGGUUUACAUAUGGCCAGACAAGCCGUUGCAUACGGUGCUGCAGACUGCGUGCUUGUAAUCGGUUUCGAGAAGAUGAACCCUGGCUCUCUACAAGCAUACUUCAACGAUCGAGUCAACCCAACCAUGACCACAAACAAGAUGAUGAAAGAGACAAGAGGUGUUACAAACGCCCCAGGCGCUGCACAGCUAUUCGGCAAUGCUGGACGAGAGUAUAUGGAGAAGUUUGGCGCUACGGCGGACGACUUCGCUGAGAUCGGGCGUGUUAACCACGAGCACUCAAAGCGAAACCCAUAUUCGCAAUUUCAGCAAGAAUAUACGCUCGAAGAGGUCAAGAACUCGAGAAUGAUUCAUGAGCCAUUGACAAUGUUGCAAUGUUGCCCGACCUCGGAUGGUGGUGCUGCCGUUGUCGUCUGCUCGCAAGAAUUUUUGGACAGUCACCCCCAAGUCAAGGACCAAGCUGUACUGAUCGCUGGUCAAGCUCUUGCUACUGAUUCACCUGAGCUCUUUUCAAGGUCGGCUAUGGAUCUUGUUGGUUUCCAGAUGUCGAAAUAUGCCGGCCAGAUGGCGAUGAAGGAAGCCAAUAUCACUCCAGCUGACGUGUCAGUUGUUGAGCUUCACGAUUGUUUCUCGGCCAAUGAGAUGUGUGUCAUCGAUGCCCUUGGUCUGUCUGAGCCUGGCAAGGCACACGAGCUAGUACGAAAUGGUGAUAUUACCUAUAAGGGCAACAAAUAUAUCGUCAACCCAUCUGGCGGGCUGAUCUCCAAAGGUCACCCGCUCGGUGCGACAGGUCUUGCGCAGUGCAGUGAGUUGAUAUGGCAUCUUCGUGGAAUGGCAAACAACCGAGCCAAAGCUGGUACCAAGUACUGCCUUCAGCACAAUCUUGGUCUGGGUGGUGCUGUUGUGGUGACUGUCUAUACAAGACCCGAUGGCAAGGCUGCGCCGCAGUUAUCCGAUGCCGACGUAGGCAAAGCCAACGGGCUAGGAUACAAUCCAGCGACACAAGCCAAAGGCUUUACUGCCGAACAAUGUGACAAGGUCAGGUCGAAGAAGAAGAGAAGUGAUUGGGCUUUGCAGGACACACAACAAAAAGUACAGGCUAGGUUUUAG
Molecule: messenger RNA, 1377 nt
Organism: Lithohypha guttulata
Lineage: Eukaryota; Fungi; Ascomycota; Eurotiomycetes; Chaetothyriales; Trichomeriaceae
Exons: 2
Coding region: 1-1377 (458 amino acids)
Molecular function (GO): acyltransferase activity, transferring groups other than amino-acyl groups
Source: RefSeq, a predicted model, not a curated record